Messenger RNA from Camponotus floridanus (Florida carpenter ant), 1662 nucleotides. RefSeq lists its product as uncharacterized. Gene Ontology annotation, biological process: DNA replication. The record is from RefSeq and is a predicted model, not a curated record. The annotation marks the transcript as partial. NCBI's taxonomy places the organism in Eukaryota, Metazoa, Arthropoda, Insecta, Hymenoptera, Formicidae. The transcript has 4 exons. Gene Ontology annotation, molecular function: DNA binding; nucleotide binding; DNA-directed DNA polymerase activity.
AUGACUCUGAACGGAAUCGGACGGUUCGAGCGUCUGAACGAUAUAUCGGUGAAUGUGUACAUCGUCGGAGAGAGACGACACGGGAAGGGCAGCGGCGGCGGAAUUCGCAUCGUCCUUCUUCGUCUGAUGGAUCGAAAGAGGGAGAGACACGUCAAUCUACUGUAUCUGAGCGAUGCGACGCGCGAGGGUAUCGCGGUCGGACAUUUCGCCUGUAUCCGAAAUCUGUCUCGUCUGAUCGGCUUGCAGUUGAGCAAGCGACAGCACAGGACGCACGUGUGUGAUCGAUGUAUGCAUUACUUUCGCACGAGCCAGAAGCUGUCGGCGCACAGCGAGGAUUGUUGCAAGCUGAACGAUUGCGCGAUCGUUCUUCCCGAGCGAAUUCCGUUCGCGGUGUACGCCGAUCUGGAGUGCGCAUUGGAGAGGAAGGAGGGGGACGAGGGCGAGAGAACCAAGAAUACGAGGAUCGUUCAGCAUCACAGAGUUCACAGCGUGGCCUAUUACACGCGUUGCUCCUUCGACGACGCCGCGUCGGCGUACGGAUCUUAUCGCGGCGAGGAUUGCAUCGCGUGGUUCGUGUGCGAGUUGAGCGAUCUGGCGCUUCGCGCGAAGGUCGCUCUCGACGCCGUGGUACCGAUGGCGGAUCUGACGCCGGACGAGCGGGAGAUAUUCGCGGGCGCGUCGCGCUGUUACGCGUGCGAGAGACCGUUCGAGGCCGAUGACGCUCGCGAUCACUGUCACUUGACCGGCCGUUUCAGAGGUCCGGCGCAUUCCGCGUGCAAUUUGAAUUACAAGGACUCCUACGUCAUACCCGUAUUCUUUCACAAUCUAUCGGAUUACGACGCGCACUUCAUUAUCAAGGAUGUGGCUAACGCGUAUCCCGGCAGCGUCGAGUUGUUGCCGGUGACGAAGGAAUCGUACAUAGCUUUCUCGAAGACUUUUUUAGGCGCCGGUCUCGAUAAGCUGGCGUCGUAUUUCGACGAGAGCAAACUGACGAUCGCGCGAGGCGAGUUUCGCGAUCUCUCCGACGAUGGCUUCUGGCUUCUCACGCGCAAGAGCGUGUUUCCGUACGAGUACGUCGACAGCGUCGAGAGAUUGCGGGAGACGCGUCUCCCGCCGCGCAAGUCCUACAGUUCUCUGACCGGCGAUACCGUAUCGGAGAGCGAUUACGCGCACGCGACGCUCGUCUGGAAGCGAUUUAGCGUCAAAACGUUGGGCGAGUACAGCGAUCUCUAUCUGAAGACCGACGUUCUUCUGCUCGCGGACGUGUUCGAAAAUUUUCGUGCCGCUUGCUUGGAGAGUUACGGUUUAGAUCCCGCGUACUACUUCACGCUGCCGGGAUACACGUGGGACACGAUGCUUAAGUACACGGGGGUCCGUUUCGAGCUGCUCACCGAUAUCGAGAUGAUGAUGUUCAUGGAACGCAGAAUACGCGGCGGUCUGAGUCAGUGCUCUAACAGAUACGCUCGCGCAAACAACAAAUACAUGAGCGCGUACGAUCCGUCGCGACCGUUGAUCUAUCUGAUGUAUCUCGAUAUCAAUAAUCUGUACGGUUGGGCGAUGUGUCAGCCGUUGCCGUACGAGCGAUUCGAGUGGGUCGACGACCUCGAGAGUUUCGACGUGAUGUCCGUGACGGAGGACUCGACCGUCGGCUACAUUCUCGAG